Molecule: messenger RNA, 3987 nt
Organism: Monomorium pharaonis (pharaoh ant)
Lineage: Eukaryota; Metazoa; Arthropoda; Insecta; Hymenoptera; Formicidae
Product: UNC93-like protein MFSD11
Exons: 2
Coding region: 340-1722 (460 amino acids)
Source: RefSeq, a predicted model, not a curated record
UCGAUUUCGGGAAUCGAUCGUAUGAGAAUCGAAAGCGGUGACAGCGGUGUAUCGACGAUGCCGCCCCCGCCAUCUUGCGCGAUUCGCCGCCAACUUCACGACGUCAGAAGUGUUUCUUUUUUUAUAACAAUGCGUGGAGGUGGAGAGCCGUGCGGCGCUGUCGCUCGCGGUCUUUCCUCUAUCCACGCGGCGACCAUCUGUCAAUAGUGUCGGAGCCGUCGACAAGUGGUCCGCCUCGAGGUUUGCCGCGCGCGAAACGCGAAUCACUCCCGUGUCGUGCACGCGACAAGUACGUACGCAAAUUCCAUUACGUGAGUCUGUCCCUCGACCGCCGUCAACAUGGAUCGGGCCUUUUUGAACGUGAUGAUCCUCAGCUGGGGAUUUAUGCUGGUCUUCACGGCGUUUCAAACGAUGAGCAACAUAGAGAAAACUGUCCUGAACAGCAUCAAAGCAGAUACCAACGGUGAAUUCAAAGGUGAAGCUUAUACCAGCCUGGCUAUAAUCUACGCCGUGUUCGCGAUCUGUAACUGGUUGGCGCCCUCUUACAUUUCGCUGACCGGACCGCGGGUGGCGAUACUCACGGGUGCUUGCGGUUACGUGCUAUUUAUUGCCUCCUUCCUUUAUCCGCAUGAAGCCCUGUUGUACGUCAUGUCCGCCGUCGUCGGAAUGGGCGCCGCUCUGAUAUGGACCGGUCACGGACAAUACCUGACAGAAAACAGCAACAAUGAGACCAUGUCGCGGAACGCCGGUAUGUUCUGGGCAAUUUUCCAGCUGUCGCAGUUCGCCGGCAACCUGUUUGUCUUCUUCAUCUUCAACAAGCCCACAAUUGACAAGGAUCAGCGAUUAAUCGUGUUUAGUGUGCUAACCGGCGUCGCAGUGAUCGGUACCAUGGCAUUACUGGCACUCAGAAAAACGCCGCAGAGGUUGUUACUAGGUGAGGCCGAGGGAGUAUCUAACGCCGACAAGGAGCUACGCCUGCCGGAGCCGAGACGCGAGGAACCGCUGCUGGCCGCGUGGCGAGCCUUCCUAGACGCGAUCAAACUCUUCCUCACAUCGAACAUGUUGCUACUGUCACUGACGUUCAUCUACACCGGUCUCGAGCUUACCUUCUAUUCUGGGGUGUAUUCCAGCAGUAUUGGUUUCAUGAUGGUUUUCGGUGACCAACGCAAGAGUCUAGUAGGACUAUCCGGUAUCUUCGUCGGGGUUGGCGAGGUCGUGGGUGGUGCGAUCUUCGGCAUCCUCGCAUCAAAGAUAUCCGGCAAGUGCGGCGGCUGGCCGGUGGUGAUCACCGGUCUAGUCGUCCAUCUGUUCGCCUUUAUCAGCAUCUUCCUGAAUAUGCCGAACGACGCGCCGUUCGCGGACACGACCAACGUGGGCUUCAUCAACGCCUCGCCGAUCCUCGCAUUAGCAGGCAGUCUCGCCCUCGGUUUCGGCGACGCCUGUUACAAUACGCAGGUUUACUCGCUUCUGGGCGUUCUGUUCGCCAACGAGAGCGCGCCGGCUUUCGCUCUCUUCAAAUUCUGCCAAUCUGUCGCAGCGGCCAUCAGCUUCUCGUACAGCACCAAGGCGGGACUGCAUGUACAGCUCGCAAUAUUGCUUGUGGCUAUAAUCUUCGGUACGGGAGCCUUUUGCUACGUCGAAUACAAGGCCAAAAAGUCGAAGGACGAGACUCCGCGGGACAUUGAUCCAGCGUUGGUCGAUGCUACAAGCGGUGAAGAUUAAUAAGGCAGUAGUUAAAUGCAUUCUCAUUAGAUUGCAAAGACACGCGGCGAGUUCAGACGCGAAUUACGUGCGCGAAAGAUCUUCGGGGGCAACACCGUGGACACGGAAGUGUAAAAAAGUAAAAAAUGACCAACUCACUCGAUAGCUCGAAUAAACAUUAACACAAAUUAUUUUAGCAUGUUAAUGAUAAGCUAUUUUUACAAAUUUAAGUAUUACAUGAUGUAUGAAUCCUUCUCUAAUUAGAGACUCUUUACAAUAUAUUUUAAGUACGGCGUAAUUGAAUUGACUUUCGUAAUGAUUCUAUUUUUUGAAAUUUAUACUAUUGUAAAAAGUCUCUAUUGCACACUCAAGUCCAAUGAGAAUAUCAUCGUACGAUCGAUUAGACAAGGUGGAUAUUCAGGAAUGUAUUUUCGAUUGAAUGUGUUAUCAUGGUCUUCCAGUUUCUAUAUAUAUUUUUCAAUUUCUACUCUAUUUCGGAUAAUUAUGCUCUAGACAUUUUCUCCUUCAAAACGAUAUAUUUAUACAGGAUGUUUCGAAAAGACAGGAUGUUUCAAACCAACGCUUAAGAAUAUAUAAUUGAAAUCAUUUGAAACAAAAAUCUUAAUGCCAAAAUGUCGAAGCUAUAAUAGUUUUUAAAUGAAGGGUGUAAAAAGUUGGCAAAUCCAAAAACUGUCCAAAAUUUGCGCCUUCAGCUUUACUGUGCAAUGUAUCAUAUCUGAAUGCGCACAUUUUGAACAGUUUGAUUUGUCAAAUUUAAAUCUAUUUUAUUUAAAAAUUAUUGUAAACUUGACUAUUUUGAUAUUAAAUUUAAAAAUAAUGAUUUCAGGAAUCCUUAAGCAUUACGACGAUCUUUAUAUCCUGUAUAUAUAAAUAUGCCAAAUAUGUAUAUGCAUCUGCUUAUCGGCGUUAUUACACUGAAAUGUUACACUGACAGAGAGUUGAGAGAUGCUUAAAGACAUUGAUCUAAUCGGUUACCCGGUGUAUUGUUAUCAGAACGCGAUUUAUAUCUCAGCGAGUUAAAUAAUAUAAUUUUAUUUUUUUUAUCCACAAACUCGAAGGCUGUGCCCUUGCAUUCAGCACUGCUUUUUAUAAGUUUUAAUUAUUUUAUUAUGAGAUCAUAUUUGUUAUUUUUUUAACCAGCGAUUGUUCACACUGGUUAUGCAAUGCACUGCGAUUUUGUGACUAACUAGUCUAUAACACGAGUCCGCCGCAAAAAAGACUCGCGUUGAACUAGUCCGUAACGCAGUAUAUCGACUUUACGUCUGAUUUAUCGUAUAUGUAUGCGCAUGUAUGUAUGUGUGAGUACGUUUGAGGGGCACAACGGUGGUACGUGACAUUUACAGCUCGAAACUCGAUUGAAUUGUCCGAGAUCAGACUUAAGGAUCUUGUUCCUUCGUCGAUCGACGCUUGCUUCGAACGUCGCAGCGAACAUGUAGAGUAAUUCUGUGGCACGCAUAGGAUGCAUUAAAAGUCGGGCACUUUCCUCGCAAUUUUAAACAGGAUUUCUAAUUUCUAACUAGGAAAAUCUAGAACAAGAAUAAAAACAGUAAAAAACAAAUUAAUAUAAAAUAAAAAAUCUGGAAUUCUAUUUGAAAAUCAAGUUAAAGCUAAAAUAACAAGUUUACUUUUUCUUUUUUGUUAAAAUAUUGUCCGACUUUUAAGACAUUCUCUAUGCCUAAUAUUCAUGCAUUCUAUUUUAUUUGAUCAGAAAUGUUAGAUGUAUAUUACGAUAAUGGAUAAAAUGCGAGUAAAAAUGUGUAUAUAUAAUCGAUGAUGAUCAACUAUUUCCUUGACAAUCAAAAUUUCAUUGAAUUACUUUGUAUUAAUGAAUAUGUAUACGAGAUAUCGUAAUACUUUUAAAGAACGCAUUUGCUGCCUUCAUAAUUUUAAUGAGAAAGGGGAUUAAUAUAAUUUCCCGCACGCAUAUAUUACUAUUCAUUACAUUCCGUUAUGCAUGCGUGUGUAUUUGUUAUAGAAUUUUUUUCUGCUUAUAAGAAUUGCUCCUUGGAUACGUACCUGAUAGAGAAAGAUUACAAUCUAUUUUACAAGCACACACAAUCCCGAUCAUGGAUGAUUAAACGAGAAUGAUCAUUAUUGUUUUUAUCAUCGAAUAGUCUAUGAACAAAAUUUUAUGUAUAUAAUGUGUAUGUUUAUAUAAAGUUAUCAUAAUAAAUAGACAAUAUAAUGUACAUAUGAGAUUGAAUAAUGUUAUAUAUGACGAUAACGUGUGAUUGUUGUUAGUUAAAUAUAUUUAUAAUGUAAAAA